AUGGCGUCACUCACUCCGGUUGAGGAUGUGAUCCGGGAGAAGAUCACUGCCGCUCUACAGCCCACGACGCUCGAAAUCCACAACGAUUCGCAUCUCCAUGCCCACCACCAGGCGAUGCAGGGUGUUACGUCGAAGGAAACACACUUUAGGGUCAUCAUUGCAUCCGAAGCUUUCCAAUCCAAGAUGCAGCCGGCAAGACACCGCCUUGUCUAUUCCCUCUUGAAGGACGAACUGGCCCAGGAAGGGGGAAUCCACGCGCUGCAACUCCGGACCAUGACCCCAGAAGAGGACGCAAAGCGGCGAGCUCGUGAGGCCGAAGUAGAGUAA
Molecule: messenger RNA, 327 nt
Organism: Dichotomopilus funicola
Lineage: Eukaryota; Fungi; Ascomycota; Sordariomycetes; Sordariales; Chaetomiaceae
Product: bola-like protein-domain-containing protein
Exons: 2
Coding region: 1-327 (108 amino acids)
Biological process (GO): [4Fe-4S] cluster assembly
Cellular component (GO): mitochondrial matrix
Source: RefSeq, a predicted model, not a curated record